Marchantia polymorpha subsp. ruderalis is the source of this 883-nucleotide messenger RNA. The record is from the annotation of a GenBank genome assembly. NCBI's taxonomy places the organism in Eukaryota, Viridiplantae, Streptophyta, Marchantiopsida, Marchantiales, Marchantiaceae.
AGAUGUUUAAGGUAUAAGAAAAGAUAAUUUUAGAUAAAUAGAAAUUAAACAAACAAGUAAAAAAUUUGGAUAACUUAAAUAAAUAAAUAAAAUUAUAGUUUACUUAAGCUUGUGCAAAGACAGUUGUGAUCUCACCCCUAAGUAUAACCUAGGAGUGCGAGUCAUGUAUUGUGUUUUUGAGUUUGGUAGAUUCUUGGAUGUCAGCAAAACUAGAGAGGUAAAAGAGAAGCAGGAAAUUUGUUGCCUGGAAGAUCUAACUAAGAACAUGUUCGAACAGUGGAACAGCUCCCAAUGCGGUUAUCAGAGCAACACAACAAGAGAGCAGCAUCGAUUGAAACUGUGGAAGUCUCUUCCACCCUUGCUUCCACUGCUUCUAAGCCAAGACAGAAUUGACAUUAUGUCGAAGGUAACCAGCAAAGCAGAACGGAUAGGAGUGUGACUUUAGAGCUUGACCAAUCGAAGUCCUUCCGUACAAAGUCAAUUUCAACUGCUAUCAUGUACGCGAAUAUCAUUGAUCAUGACUUCCAAUCCUGUCCACCCCAUGCAGGACGAAACGCGAUUAGAAUUAGGUCCGUACAGGUGAGAAUCAGAAUUAGAGAAUCGAAUGAACGUGUCUUCCGACUUGUAGACGCUGAGCAGCAGGCAGCCCUUCCAAUCUUGGUCUGCAGCUGCAACUGGGCCUGUCAGCUUGCACUGGCGGGAGUUGACAAAGCUCAUUCUAAGCAGCUUGGAGGAUGCCUCGUCCGUCCGUCGAGCGAGGCCGCGUCGGACGCGUAAUCCUUGAGCUUGUCGGCAGAUUUGAACAUCCAACUGGGCAGUAUGCUUGCUGUUGGAUAUCGGCUGUAACGCAGAUCCCGACAGAAACUUUCACUGACUCGUCCAA